AUGGAGAGCCUGCCCGACGGGAUGUUCCCCUCGCUGCCGCGGCUGCGCUGGCUGGAUGCGCGGGGCAACGUGCUGCGAGUGCUGCCCGCCACCGUGGCGCGCCACCGCUGCCUCGAGGUGCUGCUGCUGCAGGGCAACCGACUGCGCGAGCUGCCCCCGGAGCUGGGGCUGGUGCCGGGGCUGCGGGGACUCCAGCUGGCGGGCAACCCCCUCCGCUCCCCCCCGGCCGAGGUGGUGGGGCGCGGCGUGAGGGCCGUGCUCUCCUUCCUGCGGGAGCAGUGGGCGCUGCUCGGGAGCCCCCCUCCCCCCGCGCGGCCGGUGCAGGAGCUCGUCUGCACCAGCGCCAGGAGAGGCGGUGCGUGCAGCGGUGCUGGCGGGGCGAGGCCGCGGAGAGGCGCGACGGCCCGGGCCAGGCGCCCGGUAAGGGCCCCCCGCCCCGAGGCGAGGUCCGCGGAGCCGCCCUCCAUCGCGGUGCGGGGCCGGCGCUGCAGCGGGGAGCCGGCUGCCCCCGGCACCACCCCGGCCCUCACCCGCGGCCGGGAGUCCCCGGAGUUGAGAACAGACGAGGACUUUCGGCAGUUGAACGAGUUCCGGAGCGUCCAGGAGAAGAUCUUCCACCUGUGGCCUUCUCAGUCGUCUGAGUUUGUCGACAGUGACAAGAUGCAGCUCAGGAUACAAGAGACGCACCUGAAGCAGGCAUGCGUCAGCCGGCUCAAAGAGAUGCUGCGCGUGGUUCCGCCUUACGACACGGACCCCGACUACUCGCGCAUGCUGUGCCGUGCCGAGUCCCGCGACCCGCGCGCCAGGCUGAAGAAGAGCGUCGCGUCCGACGCCGGAAACCCCCGCAGGAGCCUGGACGAGGAGGUGGAGGAAAUGCUGAGCCAGCUUCGCCAGCCGGCGCGGGCCGCCGGCCAGCUGUCCCCCCGCUCGCAGCAGAGGGCCCUGCACUCCGAGAUACACGAGCUGACGGAGUUGCAGAGGCGGCUUCAGGCCCUGAAAGUGCGCAACGACUCUGCGCUCAGACCCACGACUGCCGCACGGAAGAAGUAG
Messenger RNA from Bacillus rossius redtenbacheri, 1050 nucleotides. Its product is annotated as leucine-rich repeat-containing protein 27-like. The record is from RefSeq and is a predicted model, not a curated record. Gene Ontology annotation, molecular function: protein binding. The transcript is spliced from 8 exons. Lineage: Eukaryota; Metazoa; Arthropoda; Insecta; Phasmatodea; Bacillidae. The coding region runs from base 1 to 1050 and encodes 349 amino acids.